Molecule: messenger RNA, 403 nt
Organism: Medioppia subpectinata
Lineage: Eukaryota; Metazoa; Arthropoda; Arachnida; Sarcoptiformes; Oppiidae
Source: the annotation of a GenBank genome assembly
UAGACAGAGGUUUAGAUACUGUACUGUCAUUACGAUUGCCCACAGACUCAACACUAUCAUCGACUCCGACAAAGUGAUGGUGUUAGACGCGGGACAAGUGGUUGAGUACGACAUUCCCCACCAUUUGUUGGACACAAGCGAUGGUCUGUUCAGCAAAUUAGUGAAACAGNCCCAUAACAAGGUGUUAGACGCGGGACAAGUGGUUGAGUACGACAUUCCCCACCAUUUGUUGGACACAAGCGAUGGUCUGUUCAGCAAAUUAGUGAAACAGACGGGAAAUCACAUGACUAUUAGAUUGAAACAAAUGGCGAAACAAUACUAUUAUCACAAAAAUGGUAUUAAUUUUGAUGAAAAAGACAACGAAAAUGAAGAGGAAGUGGACAGCGAUUGCAAAGAAGAGUGA